Messenger RNA from Trematosphaeria pertusa, 3838 nucleotides. RefSeq names its product filamentation protein-like protein. NCBI's taxonomy places the organism in Eukaryota, Fungi, Ascomycota, Dothideomycetes, Pleosporales, Trematosphaeriaceae. The record is from RefSeq and is a predicted model, not a curated record. Bases 103 to 3642 code for a protein of 1179 amino acids. Gene Ontology annotation, molecular function: protein binding. The transcript has 5 exons.
GUUCGCCGUGUCGCACGCUAUCGCUCGCCUGCAUCGUCCUUUCGAAUAUGUUUUCGGGCGGCUCGCGGCACCGUCUAUUGCGAUAGGCAUAUCCCUAACACCAUGGUUAAGCCCCCCGAGAGCGAGAAGGCGGCGCGCUACAUCGCCCAGCUGGACGAUGCACGAUGCGCCGGCCGCUGGAAAGACGUUCCCGAGCUGUGCAGGAAGGUUGAGAAGCAUGCGCCGCACCGUCGCUGCCUCGCCCUGACGGCGCGAUCCGAAGCGCAGGUCGCCGCAUACAGCACCCAGCGACCGCCGACUGCCGCGUCGACCGCGUCGCUCGGCCUGUCCAAGCUCAUCCCGUCGCUGCUCACGGCGAUCGACGAGGAGGGCGAAUACGCGCAAGACGCCUUCCACGCGACCAUCUGUCUGGGCUGGCUGCACUACGUGCUGGAAGAGCCGGGGCUGGCGAUUGCGCGGCUGCCGGGCGACCUUGCGGCAGUCGCGACCACGACGAAGGAAGCGACGCUGAGCGGCUGGUCGCGCGUCUGCAUCGUCAAGGGCGCCUUCCUCAAGGGCUCCGCCCAGGAAAAGACGGGCGCGAUCGAGGCCGCGAUCCCCUCGUACGCCUCCAUCCUCCCGUGGCUGGCCUCCAGGCCCAUCGCGACCGAGACCCCGCAGUUCAGGAUGUGGACCGAACACCUGCUUGUGCGCCUGUGCUAUCUCUCCGACCAGUCUGCCGAGACGGGCGAAUACACAGAACCCGCAGACGCUCUCCAGGCCUACCGCUUCUGGGCCAGGUACUGGGAGAGCACGGCGAAGAGCGGUGGGAGCGAGGGGCAGGCUGCUGCCAGAUACCGACGCUUAGCAUGGAAGGCCUAUUACGACACCCUGUCCGCCAUUCUCCGACGCGACCUGCCGUAUCAACCCGACUCCACAGACGCGGAACACGGCGCUAGCAUCCCUACCGAAAAGUCCCCCAGCGUCCCCAGCGCACGACUCCAGCAGCGGGCGGAGCUGAAAAAGGUCGAGGCCAUAUAUGGGAGCCUCUUGCUAAAGGAGACCCACUUCCCCAAGGCCAGUGAGACCAAUCGGGAGAUCGAAGAAUGGGCAGACGCGGUCAUGGACAAUUGGCGAGUUCUGUGCGGCCCGACCUGGACCAACGAAGAUCUUGGCGAGGGCGGAAAACAAGGGGUGGGUAGAGGGGUGUUAGAUAUACUUUACAAUGCAGCGAUGAAGACUUUCCACUCGACAAAAAUACUACGCCAUCUCUUCGUCGUACAUGCAUCUCUUGCGGACUUUGAUUUAGCAUUCAAAGCCUACGAUUCGUACGUGGAGAUCAUAACGCACGGCAAAGACCGGGCUGAGAAAUCCGGAGAAGAAGACGUGGCAAUGGAUGACGACAGUACCAUUCUGCGAACUUCAGCUGAAGCUAUCAGGAUCCUCUGUCGUUUUGGUUCUAGGAAAGAAGCGGAGAAGGCGGUCGAAAUAGGUCAACACAUCGAGAAGUGGCUGGAGCAGACUGAACACAUGAAGUCCUCCACGUCCGAGGCGGGCUCACUGCAAUCGGUCGACACAUUCGUCGACCCUAAAGCCCUUGCAAUCGCCUAUUCGGCGAUGGGUAUCAGUCAAGCUCACUGGGCGCACUUCACGUACGAUGCCGAUGCCCGAGCCGGCAUUCAGGCCAAAGCCGUCCAAUACCUCCGCAGGUCUCUCGCUCCGAAACUAGAGCAUACGAAUAGCAUUGAGGCGCUGUAUGCGCUCGCGCUAUUGCUCGCUGAGACUCGAGACAUUCCCGGAGCUAUUAAGGUUGUCAAACGGGCUCUUUCCUCGGCGACGAAGCACAAUUCUUCUAUAAGUACCGACGGUGUGAUUUCCGCGGGACUAACGACCGAGUUCGGGCGGGAACGGAAACUUAUCGCCCUAUGGCAUAUGCUCGCCUUGCUCCUUACCUCACGGUCCGAAUACUCGGCUGCGGAAAGGGCCUGCGAAGCUGCAUUUGAGCAGUUUGGAGAUCCGUCAAUACUCUUCGGCAAAGACGAUACGGAUGCCUAUCGGAGCGAACAUUUGAACGAAGCCAGCGGAAAGAACGAGAAAACCCCCGGCCUAGUGGACCAUAUGGAGAGCUUUGAGAAAAGUGGUAUCCUUCAAGUUAGGAUGACACAAUUGGCUUUGGUGGAAGUUAUGGACGGGCCCGCUGCCGCAGUGGACAGCUCUGAUGAGCUUCUUGCUCUCUACGCUAGGUUAUUCAGCGAUCCAGCCGCAGAGCAAGCCAAGCCGAAGCCGAAGCCGGCUGCUGCGUUAUGGCCUCCGAAAAGCGCCAUCGGUACUAUUCGAGGAAGCAUCUUCCGUUCGAAAGGUUCCAUGAAGAGUCCGCCAAAAGGCACCAGAGCCCGCGGUUCUUCGGUUACAAGCUCGAGACCAUCUACAAUAGCCACACAAACAACGGCUGCGCCAGCCAUCCAGGUCACAGACGAAGAUGCUGCCGGACAUGCCAACGGUCACCACCAUCAUUUACUCCAUCACAAACACCACGAGGAAAGACCGGGUGUUCAGCGAAGUCCUAGUAAGCUUCAGAAACGGAGUGCAAAUAGUCUGCACAGAAGGUCGGAGUCGGAAGCUGCGCACACACCCGAAGUGCCUCAGCUUCCCGACGGUGUCGCUAAUGGUACGCCUGCUCGUAACAGCACAGUCCGCAGCAAAUCUCCACGGCGGCCAUCUAUGUCUAGCUCGCUCAGGAAAUCCAUGGAAAGUCACGAAAGGCCACUACGAUCCAUAGCGCACAACAUGUCGCAUGCCUCUGAACCUCCUCCUUCUGGUCACCCCCAUCAACCACCUAAACAGGAUCUACGCUUGCCUGCGCCUUUCCCAAGUCCAGACUACAUUUCUCCUGAUCCUCAUUUCUCUAAAAUCCAAGGCCGCCGACAGAAGGUCACGUUACUCGUGUCAAUAUGGAUAUUCAUUUCUGGACUUUACUCUCGGGCCGAAAUGUACGAUGAUGCACAGGAGGCUAUUAACGAAGCUUUCAAGCUUGUGCAAACCUUCGAAGCAGAGGUAGCUCAAGAAUCCUCAACCAGCAGGGCGUUCGCCGACAGAGGGUGGGGAGGAGGAAAGAGUAUCGAGGAGCUUUGGGCUGAUGUCUUUACUAUGCGAGGAGAGCUACUGCUGGCUCAAGGACUGAAACAUGGAGCACGAGCAGAUUUCGAACGAGCUGUUCAGCAUUUGCCAAACCAUCCCGAAGCUAUUGUCGGGCUCUCCAAUAUUUUGCUCGACAUAUACUGCAAAGUCAUCCCUCUAGAACCAUCUAGUACUACCGUCGCAACGCCCUCCUCACCGCCCACGGUACCUUCCGUAUCCGACGCUAGCUCUGGCACAAGACAACAGCAUCUUACUUCGCAUACCCCGUCUGCCGAGAACCAGCUAUCGCCCCCGGUGCUCAACCGCCUUGCAGCACGAGAUCGCGCAUACGGACUCCUUUCGACCCUAACGAAGCUUGGCGCCGGCUGGGACUAUUCAGAGGCCUGGUAUGCGCUCGCGAGAGCUUAUGAGGAGAGCGGUCAGAUUGAAAAGACGAAGGAGGUUCUUUGGUGGUGCGUCGAGCUUGAGGACACUCAUCCCGUGCGGAGUUGGAGAAAUGUCACCUUGGGCGGCUUUGUGCUGUAGAGUGUGUAAAAAGGCGAGCAAGUUUUUCGAUAACUUCUGAUACCCACGGAGAGCGUGUUUGGAGGCAGGGAGAUACGCGGCUUGGAUAUGUACAUGCGGUCGGAUAGAUAGCUAAGGCCAAAACAUUCGUCUAUGUUAUACUCUGGCGUACAACUUGCGGCUUUUGGGCCUACGGACGCUUCAAGCGUUGGUCAAG